Molecule: messenger RNA, 2190 nt
Organism: Mycosarcoma maydis (corn smut)
Lineage: Eukaryota; Fungi; Basidiomycota; Ustilaginomycetes; Ustilaginales
Exons: 1
Coding region: 1-2190 (729 amino acids)
Biological process (GO): mRNA cis splicing, via spliceosome
Cellular component (GO): spliceosomal complex; cytoplasm
Molecular function (GO): protein binding
Source: RefSeq, a predicted model, not a curated record
AUGCGCUCCCCAUCGAGGUCACGCCAAGAUCGAGCCGGCCCUAGCUCGUCCCGUCAUGACAGUGAUUGCUCGGAUCACAAACGACGCCACCAAUCAGAGGCAGAUUCCGACCAUCACCGCCGAAGCCGGGUUAGAGAUGAUUUUCCCGACCGACGAAAGCGACACCGCCAAGACGAUGACAGCAAGCGAUCACGUAGCUCUCGCGCGCAUCGCGAUGACCAUCGACGAGACCAUUCGGGCACGGAAUCCCGUCAUACAGAGAAGGAUGCAGAGCAUACCAGCUCGAGUCGCUCCAGACAUGAUCGUGACAAGGAUCACCGAAGCGAUCGAUCGUCGAAACGACGCGAGACUUCCGAGGAACGCCGCGUUCGCAAAGCUGCCAAGCGCGCCAAGAAGCUCAAAGAGCUCGAAGACAGUUUUCUGGAAGAAGAGCAAGGCGCAGCAGAACGUACGGCUGUUGCAGAGCUCAUGAUGUACUCUGCCGAGGACAAUCCCUUCAACGACCCCACGCUCGGCCACAAAUUCAAGUGGGGCAAAAAGGAGGAAAAGGAGCGCAAACAGGGACUUUCCCGCGAACAAGCAGAGAAGCGAGACGCUCAACGCAGGCAAGAGGCCAUGGUCGAGAUUGAGAAGCUCAACGCCAAGCGCGCCGAGCGCGAAAAGCAAGCGGCUCUGCGCGAAGAAGAAGAGUCGAGGAUGGCGCGCCUUGCCGAGUCGGCGCAGAUGGCGAGCUGGGUGGCCAAAGAAGACGACUUCCACCUCGAACAAGCACAACGCCGAGCCGUGAUCCGUAUCAAGGAGAACCGCGCCAAACCCAUCGACCUGCUUAGCAUGAAUCUCAAAUGGGCCGAUCCCAACAUUAUUGCCGAGCAAGAAAGCAAACAGGACGAUGACGACGACGAAGCUGGUCUCGAGAUUGACCUAGACGAGCCAUACACCAUUUUUGAGGAUCUCAAGCUCGAGGAAACGCAAGAGCUGCACCAAGACAUUCAGAUGUACCUGCAGCUCGAGAAGAAUGACGCCAAUCUCGACUUUUGGCGCUCGAUGCUCAUCGUCUGUGAUGACAAACUAGAGCAGCUGCAGGAAGAGCAAGACCACGCCGUGGGUGCUGCCACUCCGGCUACCAAUGCUCGUCAGGACCCAGAGGAACGCGGUCGCAUUAACCACAUGCUUUCGUCCAAGUCGACCGAUGAGUUGCAACAGCUCCAAGAUCAGGUGCGCGCCAAACUCGCUUCGGGCGAGCCUGUCGACGUCGAGUACUGGGAGAGGGUGUUGAAGUCUAUCGUUGUUUGGCGAGCCAAAGCGCGUCUGCGUGACAUGCACGAGGCUGUGCUGUCGAAUCGACUCGAAUACCUGCGACGCAAGCAACGCGACGAAGCGGCGCGGCAACAGCACGAGCUUCUUGUGCAGACCGCUGACGAUUCUGACGCCGAACAAGAGACGCGCAGUGCUGCUGCUGACGGUCGAGAUGCCGUAUGUAGGUUCGAGGCUGACGAGGAGCAAGCAGCGUUGGAAGCGCUCUACGAUCCAGACGAGAUGGAACCUGCGCCCAUCCAUGCGUCACAGCUGAGCUAUGAAGAACGACGAUUGCCCAUCAGGACGCUUCGCGAGCAUCUCGAAGAGCUCGUAGCUGCCCGACGUCGUGUUGCUGGCCAGCUGUUUAUCCCCAGGACACGCCCCAACGACAUCGACUCUGGUCUCUCUGACAAUCCGGCCGAACGCAUGUUCAUGCAGGAAGCAUCCAGGGCACUCGAUGUUACCGAAGAAGUCAUGCAGGGCGGCGACGAAGUGCUCGGUCACCAGACGUACCAGUGGCAAGACAAGUACCGCCCGCGCAAACCUCGCUUCUUCAACCGCGUCCAUGCGGGCUACGACUGGAACAAGUACAACCAGACGCACUACGAUUCCGACAAUCCACCGCCGAAGACAGUGCAGGGUUACAAGUUCAACAUUUUCUACCCGGAUCUCAUCGAUAAGACGGUAGCGCCGACGUACCGGAUUAUCAAGGAGAAGGGGCAGGACGAUACGGUGCUGUUGCGAUUCAGUGCCGGUCCACCGUACGAGGACAUUGCGUUUAGGAUCGUCAACAGGGAGUGGGAGUACAGCCACAAGAGAGGCUUCAAGAACAGUUUUGACAGGGGUGUGUUGCAGCUGCACUUUAACUUUAGGCGGCUGCGCUAUCGCAAGUAG